This is a messenger RNA of Hypanus sabinus (Atlantic stingray), 6274 nucleotides long. RefSeq names its product myosin-IIIb. Gene Ontology annotation, cellular component: myosin complex. Gene Ontology annotation, molecular function: cytoskeletal motor activity; ATP binding; protein binding. The transcript has 30 exons. NCBI's taxonomy places the organism in Eukaryota, Metazoa, Chordata, Chondrichthyes, Myliobatiformes, Dasyatidae. Bases 178 to 3483 code for a protein of 1101 amino acids. The record is from RefSeq and is a predicted model, not a curated record.
UGUAAAUACUGUAUAAUUUGCAUUUCCCAGGUUAACACAAAAGGAGGCACUAGCGUCAGUGAAUAGGGGCGUUCAUGUCAGAGUAGACUUGGAGGUGUCCGGAAGAAAGUGUGACAGGUUUUGGUAGUGCAUCCUUCAGCUCGGGAGCCGAGCCCCUGUGACGGACGCCGUGGGGAGAUGUGUUCGGCCGCCGACAGCACCGGCCCGGAGGACCUGGCCACAUUGUCCCAGCUGGAUGAGACCAUUCUCCUGGAUGUGCUCAGCCGCAGGUUCCAGCAUGACCACAUUUAUUCUUACAUUGGAGAUAUUCUAAUAGCCAUCAAUCCUUUCAAGUAUCUGCCCUUGUAUGAAAAAUCGGAAUCGGAAAAGUACAAAAGUUCUUCAAAAGAUGGCCUACCUCCUCAUAUUUUUGCCGUGGCAGAUCGUGCCUAUCAAUCAAUGUUGGGUCGCUUAGCCACGGGCCCCAAGAACCAGUGCAUAGUCAUCAGUGGGGAAAGUGGCACUGGGAAGACUGAGAGUACUAAGCUACUGCUGCGUCAGAUCAUGGAGCUCUGCAAAGGAAAUUCUCAGCUAGAGCGACAGGUUCUGCAGGUGAAUCCACUUCUGGAAGCAUUUGGAAAUGCUCAGACCAUGGUGAAUGACAACAGUAGCAGAUUUGGGAAAUAUAUUCAACUGAGAUUUCACAAUACUGCAGUAAAAGGUGCAAAAAUCAAUGAAUAUCUUCUGGAAAAAUCCCGAGUGGUGCAUCAGGAUGAAGGCGAGAAAAAUUUCCAUAUUUUCUACUAUAUGUUUGCUGGAAUAUCUCCUGCUGAUCAGGAAGUCUAUGGUCUUCUGGAUCCUAAGUUCUACAGGUACCUAAAUCACAAAUAUGGUUCUGAUGAAAUCACCCAACUUUGGAACAAGAAAUACAAUGAAGUAUGCAAUGCCAUGGAUAUGGUUGGGUUUCUUGAGCAGGAGCGGGUAGACAUGAUGACAAUAUUAGCAGGAAUCCUGUCAUUAGGCAAUAUCCUUUUCAAACCUCAAGACACUGGAAUCCUUAAAGUGACAGAUCAGUCUAAGGGAUGGCUGAAAGCUGCAGCAGGUCAAUUUGGUGUCGAGCAAGACGAACUUUUAAAAUGUUUGAUCUGUACAAUGGCAGUCACUCGAGGAGAGUCAAUUCAACGAUACCACACCAAACAGCAAGCAGAAGAUGCCAGGGACUCUAUUGCUAAGGUUGCAUAUGGCAGAGUUUUUGGGUGGAUUGUCAGCAAAAUCAACCAACUACUGGCUCCUAAAGAUGACGUGGAUAUUGUUCAACUACGGGAGAUAGGUAUAUUAGACAUCUUUGGGUUUGAAAAUUUUGUGGUUAACCGAUAUGAACAGAUGUGUAUUAAUUUGGCAAAUGAACAGCUUCAGUAUUUCUUCAACCAUCACAUAUUUUUAAUGCAACAAGAAGAGUACAAACAAGAAGAGGUUGAAUGGGAAACUAUUUCUUUUAAAGACAAUAAAGCAAUCCUGGACCUGUUUUUAGCAAAACCAUUAGGAAUUUUUUCCCUAUUGGAUGAGCAAACUGCAUUUCCCCAGGCCACUGACUGGACUUUUGUAGACAAAUUAAACAAUGGUUUCAAGCGGAAUCCAAAUUUUAAAUUAGGCAGAAGUCACAAUCCAGUAUUUACAGUGGUACAUUAUGCAGGAAAGGUCCAAUACAAUGCGUCCGGAUUUUUGGAGAAAAAUAGAGACACUAUACCAGCAAGUAUUCGAGGACUGUUUAUUAAUAGCAUCACUCCACUCCUAAGUGUACUUUUUACAGCUACAGUCUCAAGAACAGGAACCCUAAUGGCUCAUCAUAGACCAAAAGCACAUAGAACAGAGGACAACUUUAACAGCACCAGGAAGCAGUCUGUUGGAGCUCAAUUUAGACACUCCUUAGCUGUACUGAUGGAGAAGAUGUUUUCAGCAAAUCCACAUUUCAUUCGAUGUGUGAAACCAAAUAUUAAUAAAUUGCCAGAUCAGCUGGACGUCAAAGUUUUCAUGGAUCAGCUGCGAUACAAUGGAUUAUUGGAAACUAUCCGGAUUCGUAGAGAUGGAUAUUCUUGGAGACCAUUCUUCGAAGAAUUUGUGAAAAAAUAUGGAAUACUGCUUAUCACCCCUAAUGUACCACUUACCAAAGAAAGUUGCCUAGAUAUUCUUCAAACUACUGACCUGAAGGACUGGAAAUUUGGAAAAUCACGCCUGUUCUUUAAGUACUGGCAUCAGGAUCAACUCGCAAAGUGCAUCGAAAAACUUGAAAAAGCUGCAUUGGUUAUCCAAAAAAGUUAUAAAAGAUACCGCUGUCAAAGCAAAUAUAAGGCUUUGUUGGUCGAACUACAAAACCAGCACCGGCUGGAACUGGAAAGGCAAAUGGAAGAAAGACGCCAGAUUGAAUUGGAGCAGGAAAUGGAAAGAAAAAGGCAGGAAAUGGAAUGGAAAGAUGCAGGACCAGUUACACCACCUGUUCCACUUCCGAGAAAAAAGAAGCCACUCCCUCGACCUCGCUCUGCAGCUGUAGAUAAAUUUCACAAAGACGUCCAGCCUCCUGUCCCCAGGCCGCGGAGUAAAUUAGUGGAGGCAACUCCCUUCGAUAAUUCUCGGGAGCACAUGAACAACUUGUGGCUUCAGGAGCAGGCAGAGAAGGAACAGCAAAUUAUCAAGAAAAGGGCUACAAUUCGAUGGUUCAAAGAAACUCAGGCUCGAAAAGUGGUUAAGAAUGGUGCGUUUCCUUGCUGGUUUCAUGGGAUGAUCACAAGACGUGAAAGUGAAAAUCUGUUGGCAAACCAACCGUUAGGUUGCUUCUUGAUACGUGUCAGUGGAAGCAGGGAGGGGUAUACAUUAACUUACAGGGGUGUAGAUCGAUGCAGACACUAUAUGAUUGAAAUGCAGACAAAUGGGAAAUAUGUGAUACUGGGAGAAGACAGGGUUCAUUCAUCACUACCAGACUUGGUGGAGUAUUAUAAAACUGUUGGAAUUCAACCAUUUAUGGAAGUCCUCACGGUACCUUGUGGACAGAAAUGUGACAGUGAAACAGAUUAUGAGGAACUCAGGUACUUCUCAGUGAGAAUGAAAUCACAAGGAUCUACUGAUUCAGAUACUGAGGCAAAUGUCUCAACUCACAAUCGAGUGCACCACGAGCUGUCCAAGCUUUUUAUACCACCUGAGCCACAGUUGUCAAUGCAGCCUCGAGUUCCACCAGUCAUGAGAAAGAUCACAGACAGAAAGCUGCAGAAUGCCACGUUAGGGGAAACGCAAACACUGGACGCAGAGAACUGCUAUGAAGAUGAGCAUAUGGGAAACAAGCGUACAUUCCCAAGACUUUACCCUUCUAUACGCUUAGCAAUGAAAGAGAUUCAGCAGCUUCAUGAGAAGUAUGGGUGUGAAGUGCAAACUAAUAAAAGAGACGAGGUGCCAAAACUUCCUCCAAAGCAGUUCAAAGAGCGACAUCUGAGUACUACAUUGCAAGAUAAAUGAUUGAAGUUUGGGAGAAUCUGUCCAUGAAGAGAUGAAAAGAGGAGAGACGUUUGAAUGUUUACUGCAGCAAACUUUCUAUUGUUUACGGAAACACAAUACCAAGUUUAUCCGGACCUGGAAAUGUUGGAUAUAGAAUGUCAAUUUUAAUGAGGAUUUUGCACAGAUUUAUUUUUGAAUAGUUUUUUUUUUGGUUAAAGGUUUUGUCAAUAAUCUGCCAAAAGCUGCUUGUCACAAUGAAAUGUUUAUAUUUUUCACUCAGUACAUGUAUUGUACAUAAUUUUUCUGGACACAAUUAAUCUAUUAUUAACCUGUAUGCUAGGGAAUAAUUUGUACUGUUAAUAAAACAUCAGAAUCUUUGUUAUUGAAAGCUGUCUGUCUGAGUACAGUCAGCCCUCCUUAUCCGCAGGGGACUGGUUCCGAGAACCCCCACAGAUACCAAAAAAUGCGGAUGCUCAAGUCCCUUAUUUAACCUGUCUCAGUGCGGUGGAUAUUAGGACCCAGCAGAACCCCGGACUUUAUUUAACCUGUCUCAGUGCAUUGGACAUUAGGACCUGGCUGUGAAGCUCUGAAUCCGCAGUGUUUCUGUUCACGAAAAUAAUCACGGUCACGAUUGAAAAUAAAGUGGAAAUAAUAAAGCGAUCGGAAAGAGGUGAAACGCCAUUGGUCAUUGGAAAAGCGUUAGGCUACAGUCGGUCAACGAUCGGAACAAUUUUAAUGGAGAAUGUGAAAGGCUCUGCCCCGAUGAAACCUACAAUUAUUACUAAGCAACGCAGUGGUUUAAUUAUUGAAAUACAUAUGUUUCUUAUUUCAUAUGCAUAGAAAGGUAAAAUAUGUACUUAUAUACAAAGAAAAACGUUUAACUGACACUAAAUAAUACCGGAUGUACCUGUUCCGACUUCAAAUCCAACUUAAAGACGGACUCAGGAACGGAACUCAUUCAUAACCCGGGGACUGCCUGUACUUUUAAGUCAUUUCUAGAUUACUUAUAAUACUUAAUACAAUGUAAAUACUAUGUAAAUAGUUGUUAUACUGUAUUGUUUAGGGAAUAAUGACAAGAAAAAAAGUCUGUACAUGCUCAAACAAUGAGUGCUGGAGAGAGAACUUAUGGGUUUUCCUGAUCCGUGGUUGGUUGAAUCCACGCAUGCGGAACCCGCGGAUCAGGAGGGCCGACUAUAUGUCGAAUCUCCUCCCUAGUUACCUGAAAUACACAGGGAAACAGUGUUUGACAUCAACAGCAAAGCUGGCUGAUCUGGAUAUCCUCACAGAAACCUGUUUACAGUACUUGGUGAGCCUCAGUUGGGUGGAUUCUCUUUCGGGCAGUUAGUGUAACGCUGCUAAAGUGCCAACUGUAAAACCAGUGUUCGAUUCCCACCACUGUAUGUAAGGAACUUGUGUGAUCUCCCCAUGGUCCUGUAGGUUUCCUCCUGUACUCCAGGACAUAUGGGUUAGGAUUAGUGAGCUAUGGGUAUAAUAUGUUGGUGCCAGAAGAUUGCCAACGCUUGCGGAGUGCUCAGAACAAGCCUCACUAAUUUGAUUUUAAUGCAAACAUCACAUUUCAUUUUACAAGGGGUAAUUGAUAAGUUCAUGGCCUAAGGUAGAAGGGGUCAAUUUUAGAAAACCUAUUUUUCAACAUAGUCCCCUCCUACAUUUACACACUUAGCCAGCAGUCGUGGAGCAUACGGAUCUUGGACCUCCAGAAAGAGUCCACAGGUGGGUGAUUGAUAAGUUCAUGGCCUAAGGUAGAAGGAGAUGAGUUAUACAGCUCCCGUUAUGUGCACAUGCAGGUCAACUCUGAUUAUGCAGAAAGUUUGAAGUUAAUAACUCAUCUCUGUCUACCUUAAGCCACGAACUUAUCAAUCACCCCUGAUGAGUACAUGUCACAAAUAAAGCGAAUAUCUUUCUACUGCACCUGUACUACAUGGUAAGACUGAAGCAUCAUCAUGUGCUCUUCACUCCAGUAAGUCCUUGCUGACCUUCAUUCAUUUCCACUAAUCCCACAUUAAUCUCAUUUUUAUUCUUCACAUAUUCACAUCAACUCUGUCCAGAUUCUACCCCCCCCCCCCCCGCCACACACUAGAAUAUGUACAAAGGCCAAUUCACCAACCAAUCUUUAAAUCUUUGGGGGUGGCAGGAAACUGGAGCACUUGGAGAAAAUCGCAUGGUCACAGGAAGAAUAUGCAAACUCCGCACAGACAGAACCCAAGAUUGGGACUGUACCAGGAAUCUGGCACUGUGACACACCAGUUCCACUGGCUGUAUCAGUGUACCAGCCCAAUCUUCAGACUUCCCAGCUCUUCGGCCAUUUGCCGCAUUACUUGGGACAAAGUUCCAUCUGGCACAGGAGGAAUGAUUAGUAAGUUUGUGGAUGACUCAUGCUGUGGAUAGGAAGAAAGGAUGUCUAAUUCUACAGUAUAAUGCAGAUAAGACAGAAAGCUGGGCAGGGAAUUGACAGAUGAAAUUCAAUCUCAACAAGUGCAAGAUGAUGUAUUCUAGGAAGUCAUACAUAGUGAAUAUUAGGGUGAUAAUUAUUGUUGAUGAACAGAGGAACAUUGAGUUUCAAGUCCAUUAUUCUUGGAAAGUGAAAACACAGAUAGGUUGAUGAAUAAGGCUCAUGGCAUUCUUCUCUCCAUAGGUUAGGGCAAAGAACAAAGUUCAAAGUAAAUUUACUAUCGAAGAACAUUGGUUACCAUAUACAACUGUGAGAUUUAUUUUCUUGUAGACAUGCUCAAUAAAUCUGUAAUAGAAUAAUAUCAAUGAAAGACUGCACCAACUUGGGCGCUCAACCAGUGUG